This is a messenger RNA of Penicillium chermesinum, 3315 nucleotides long. Its product is annotated as DNA-directed DNA polymerase delta POL3. Bases 1 to 3315 code for a protein of 1104 amino acids. Lineage: Eukaryota; Fungi; Ascomycota; Eurotiomycetes; Eurotiales; Aspergillaceae. Gene Ontology annotation, cellular component: delta DNA polymerase complex. Gene Ontology annotation, molecular function: DNA-directed DNA polymerase activity; DNA binding; 3'-5'-DNA exonuclease activity. Gene Ontology annotation, biological process: base-excision repair, gap-filling; DNA replication proofreading; DNA-templated DNA replication. The record is from RefSeq and is a predicted model, not a curated record. The transcript is spliced from 3 exons.
AUGCCUGAAGCAACGAUGCCUCAGAAGCGCGUCUUGACUGACACCACAAACAACCAACGCAACUCGCUUCCCUCCCCCAACGCGAUGAAGAAACGGAAGCUCGACACUGAGCCAUCCUCUCAACUCAAGCCAUCCAUGCAGUCGACUCAGAGGAGAGGAGUGGGCUCUAGCCAGCCCCAGAAAAGCCAGUUUGAGGAGGAGGUCCUUGAGAAACUCACACAAGACAUUGGCGAUUUAAAGCGAAGCAAUGCCGAGAAGGACCAGCAGUGGGAACGCCCACCACUGGGCCAAUGGGACCCAGAGACCGAGAAUAUCUGUUUCCAGCAGAUUGAUGCCGAGGAGGGAAGAUUACCUGGCGACAAGAUGGCCGUUCGCUUGUUUGGUGUCACGGAGGCGGGUCAAUCUGUCUUGCUUCAUGUCACCGGUUUUCAACACUACCUCUACAUCGCCGCUCCCGUUGGGUUUACUAAAGAGGACUGCCAGCCUUACAAGGCCUUUCUCGAGACUAAAAUGGCACAGACGGUGCCUGUCAUUCAGUCCGUGGAAGUGACGAUGCGCGAGAAUAUCUAUGGAUUCCAAGGAAAUCAAAAAAGCUGGUAUCUGAAGAUCACAGUGACUGAUCCCAGGUUCAUUGCCAAGCUUCGCAGCGCGCUGGAGGCACAGUCUUCAACGAUGAAUUACAAGGGCCUGUGGGGCAACAUGGACAGUGGAAUCCUGACGUUUGACAAUAUCCAAUAUCUGUUACGUUUUAUGAUUGACACUGGGCUGGCCGGUAUGGCAUGGGUGGAGGCCAAGGCUAGCAAAUAUCAACUUGUGGCCGAGCAGGACAAGCAGUCAAAUUGUCAAAUCGAAGCCAUUGUCCAUUACAACGACAUGAUUGCGCACUCGCCAAACGGAGAGUGGGCGAAGAUGGCCCCUCUUCGUAUCUUAUCAUUCGAUAUCGAGUGUGCUGGUCGUCAGGGGAUCUUCCCGGAGCCCAAUGUGGAUCCUGUCAUUCAGAUUGCAAAUGUGGUUACUCGCUACGGAGAGACGAAACCCUUUGUGCGUAAUGUGUUCUGUCUGGACACCACUAGUCUCAUUGUGAACACUCAAAUUUUGGAGUUUGAACAAGAAGACAAAAUGCUCAUGGCUUGGAAAGAGUUUGUGCAAAAAGUCGACCCGGAUGUCAUCAUUGGGUACAAUAUUGCCAACUUCGAUUUCCCAUACCUGUUGGACCGUGCGAAACAUCUCAAGUGUACAUCGUUCCCAUACUGGACCCGUCUGAAAGGAACAAAAACAGAGGCCAAGGAGGCCAGCUUUUCCAGCAAGCAGAUGGGUAAUCGUGAGACGAAAGCCACAAACACCAAUGGCCGACUCCAACUCGACUUGCUGCAGUUGGUCCAGCGUGAUCACCAACUUCGAAGUUACACUCUGAAUUCUGUUUCAUAUGAAUUCUUGGGAGAGCAAAAAGAAGACGUUCAUCAUACCAUGAUCACAGAGUUGUUCAACGGAACGCCUGACUCACGGCGACGCUUGGCGGUGUAUUGUUUGAAAGAUGCCUAUCUGCCGCAACGUCUCAUGGACAAGCUGAUGUGCUUGGUCAACUAUACCGAAAUGGCAAGAGUUACAGGUGUUCCUUUCAAUUUCCUCCUUUCUCGAGGACAGCAGGUCAAAUUCAUCAGCCAGCUGUUCCGCAAAGCCCUCGAACAGCAACUUGUUGUUCCAAACUCCAAGUCUAAUGACGAACAAGACUAUGAGGGUGCGACUGUCAUUGAACCAAAGCGUGGUUACUAUGGCGUUCCCGUCGCAACUCUCGAUUUCGCGUCUCUAUAUCCGUCAAUCAUUCAAGCCCACAACCUCUGCUACACGACCCUGUUAAACAAGCAAAGCGUGGAGAAGCUCAAGUUGGUGAAAGACGAAGACUACAUCGUAACACCCAACGGAGAUAUGUUUGCUACCACUAAGGUUCGCAAAGGGUUGCUUUCUCAAAUUUUGGAGGAGCUCUUGAGCGCACGUAAACGUGCAAAGAAGGAGCUAGCCUUAGAGACCGAUCCAUUCAAGAAGGCUGUGUUGAAUGGUCGACAGCUGGCCUUGAAGAUCAGCGCAAACAGUGUUUAUGGUUUGACUGGAGCUACCGUCGGGAAGCUUCCAUGUCUACCCAUUGCCAGUAGUACAACCAGUUACGGGCGUCAAAUGAUUGAGCGGACCAAGCAAGAGGUGGAGGCGCGCUACACAAUCGCCAAUGGCUAUUCUCAUGAUGCUCAGGUCAUUUACGGUGAUACUGAUUCGGUGAUGGUGAAAUUUGGAGUGACUGAGCUGGAGGAUGCCAUGAAACUCGGCGAAGAGGCCGCGGCAUAUGUGUCAUCAAAGUUUCUCAAUCCCAUCAAGCUGGAAUUCGAGAAGGUCUACUUCCCCUAUCUGCUGAUCAACAAGAAGCGAUACGCUGGUCUUUAUUGGACCAACACGAAGAAGUAUGAUAAGAUGGAUACCAAGGGCAUAGAGACUGUGCGCCGUGAUAACUGUCUGCUGGUUCAGAAUGUCAUCGAGACUGUCUUGAACAAGAUCCUUAUUGACCGAGACAUCGAUGGUGCGCAAGAUUAUGUCAAGUCGACCAUCUCCGACCUUCUCCAAAACAAGGUAGAUAUGUCGAAGCUGGUCAUUACCAAAGCCUAUGCGCAAAAGGAAUAUGCUGCGAAGAUGGCACACGUUGAGCUUGCCAAGCGCAUGGCGAAACGCGAUGCCGGUUCCGCCCCUGCGCUUGGUGACCGUGUCGCCUAUGUGAUGAUCCGUGGAGCAACCAACUCGAAGGGAUAUGAACGAGCCGAAGACCCGAUUUACGUAUUGGAGCACAACAUUCCUGUCGACACAAAGUACUACCUGGAAAACCAACUUGCAAAUCCACUCGGUCGUAUCUUCGAGCCCAUCUUGGGUGAGAAGAAAGCAAACCAAUUGCUUACAGGCGAGCAUACUCGGUCUAUCUCUGUUGCUGCGCCCAGCUUGGGUGGUCUGAUGAAGUUUGCCAAACGGACACAAACUUGCAUGGGCUGCAAGAAGCCACUUUCAGGCAAGGAAGAGAUGGAAGGUGCGGUUUGUUCGAACUGCAGUCCUCGAAUUGGCGAACUAUACACCAAAGCUUUGACCAAGGUAUCGGAUCUUGAGGUCCGCUUUGGUCGUCUCUGGACACAGUGCCAGCGCUGCCAAGGUAGUCUGCAUUGCGAGGUGAUCUGCUCGUCACGAGAUUGUCCUAUCUUCUACAUGCGGAUGAAAGCCAAGAAAGAUGUGGAGGAUUCUCAAAAAGAGCUGGCUCGGUUUGAUCAUGAUGCUGCGGCUUGGUAA